Molecule: messenger RNA, 1352 nt
Organism: Sphaerulina musiva SO2202
Lineage: Eukaryota; Fungi; Ascomycota; Dothideomycetes; Mycosphaerellales; Mycosphaerellaceae
Product: nagb/rpia/CoA transferase-like protein
Exons: 1
Coding region: 37-1089 (350 amino acids)
Biological process (GO): translational initiation
Cellular component (GO): eukaryotic translation initiation factor 2B complex
Molecular function (GO): translation initiation factor activity; guanyl-nucleotide exchange factor activity
Source: RefSeq, a predicted model, not a curated record
UGCUGCUGCAGCAUUCGCUGCCCACAUCCCCUCGAAAUGCCUUCCGCCGCCCCUCCAGACGAAGAUGCACCCUUCGACAUCGUCUCCACCUACCACCGCCUCCUCGCUUCCGACCCAGACCUGACAAUGCCCGUGGCAGCAAUCGAAUCACUCAUUCUCGGCCUCGCCGCCCACCCUUCCACCACCGUAUCCGAAACCCUCGACAGCGUCCAAAACCUCACCAAACAGCUCAAAGACUCCAUCCCCAACUCCCUCUCCCUCUCAGCAGGCACCGACAUUUUCCAACAAUACCUCAUCAGCAAUCUCAACCGUCCCAACCACAGCUCCGCCAUCACGUCGAUCCCCGAAAUCCACAAACAUCUCGUCCAAAACGGCAAAUUAUUCGUGCAACGCGCCAAAGCCGCUCGCGAAGAAAUCGCCAAAUUCGGUAAACUCUUUCUCAAAGACGGCGACACCAUCCUCACCAGCGGCGGCUCUCGCGUCGUCGGUUCAUUUCUCAAAGCCGCCGCUUCCGAUCCCUCUCUCAGUCUCUCCCCUAUUGAAUUCCGCGUCAUUUACGUCCUUGACAACCACCCCACCACCGCCUCCGAGUCCGCAAAUAAUAUUUCCGCACUCCGAAGCAUGGGGAUUCCCGUCGCUACAAUCCCUCCCACAGCUAUUGCGUACGCGAUGAAUCAAGUUACGGCAGUGUUUGUGGGUGCGGAAGGCGUGGUGGAGAAUGGAGGGAUAAUAUCUCGAAUGGGAACGUAUCAGAUGGGAUUAUUGGCGAGAGCGGCAGCGCAGCAGAAGCCGUUUUAUGUUUUGGCUGAAAGACAUAAGUUUGUGAGAUUGUAUCCGCUGAGGCAAAAGGGUUUGGGGGUUACGCAGAAGGUGAUGGAUUUUAAGAUUGUGAAUGGAGAGGGGGAAGAGGUGAGUUGUGAGGAGGAGGAUGGGAAGGAGGAGAAGGAGGGACAGGAACGGGAGGAUUGUUUACAGGUGGAAGAUAGUGUGGAUUAUACUCCGCCGGAGUUGAUUAGUGGGAUUAUCACGGAGACGGGUGUCAUGUUGCCCAGUGCUGUGAGUGAGGAACUUAUCAAGAUUUGGUUCUAGAAAGGGUUCGGGGAGAUGAUGGUGAUGACGAAGAUGACGAUCGAUGGAAUGUGCUACUAGAGAUGGAAACUGACACGGCAGUCAAAUGUCAGACCGACCACGAAUGAGGGAGAGAAAGAGGGUCGAAAGAAAAGUGACAUGACAUGUCCAUUACUCUCAAAAAGUGAUGUAGAGCCCGAGCAGAGAGCACAUACCCACCCAGCCCACCAGAAGGCAUUGAAGUGGUCUAAAGCCGAAAAAAAAAUUUAAUAUCUUAAAACCAC